AUGACAAUUUAUAAUUAUAAAAAUUAUAAUAAUAAAAUUAAUGAAUCUACAGUUGAAUUUUAUAUUGAUGAUAAAGUUGAUGAAUCAGAAAAAAAAGGAUUAAAUGUUAAAAUUAUUACAGAUAGAUUAUUAAUUAGAAAUAUAACUAAUGAUAUUAAAGAUAGAGAAACUUUUUAUCAAUUAUUAUGUGAUCCAGUGAAUACAGUUAAAUAUGGCUAUGGAGUUCAAACAAAGGAGCAAGUUGACCAAGAUGUUGAUCAAUGGAUAGAAGGUUGGAAAAAUCAAGAUGUUUGUAAUGGUUUAAUGGUAUUUAAUAAAUUAAAUAAUGAUUUCAUUGGUCAUGUAAUGUUUAUGUAUGGUAAAGUUGAUGGUGAAGCUGAAUUGGCAAUUAUAAUAGAUAAAAAUCAUUGGGGUAAAGGUUAUGGUUCAGAAAUGUUAGAAGUAUUAGUACAUUGUAUGUCUGAUGCAAUUAAAAAAGAAAAUCAUUUAAUUUCAACCGGUCCAGGUUUAAUUGGAAAACCAUUAUAUACAAUUUAUGCAACUGCCAGAAUUGAUAAUUUUGGUUCUUUAUCAAUUAUUCAAAAAGCUGGUCUUAAAUAUUAUCAUCAAGAAAUGUUAUAUGGUUUUGAAAGAAAAUUUUUUAGAAUUGAUUUAUAA
This is a messenger RNA of Dictyostelium discoideum AX4, 657 nucleotides long. RefSeq lists its product as hypothetical. The coding region runs from base 1 to 657 and encodes 218 amino acids. Gene Ontology annotation, molecular function: acyltransferase activity, transferring groups other than amino-acyl groups; acetyltransferase activity; transferase activity. The record is from RefSeq and is a predicted model, not a curated record. NCBI's taxonomy places the organism in Eukaryota, Evosea, Eumycetozoa, Dictyosteliales, Dictyosteliaceae. The transcript has a single exon.